UGGCAAAGGAAGUGAAAUUGAAUUUCUACGAGCUCGGGACAAUGGUGACGUUUUUCGGUAGAAAAGUUUGAAAUCCUAGUUUUUCUUUAUUUUCGGUACACUUUAGCACUUUUAGUGAUACUCGUUUGCAUCGUGGUGUUGUUGAGUUUAAAAAUUGUGUUCUAUCUUGACGAAUCGUUUCGGAUUUAGGUGGUUCUAAGCGAAAAUUUGAACGAAAAAUCUGUCCUCGAUAGUGGAAAAGGGUGCGUUUAGUUUUUUUCCGCUGCCUUGAUAAACUGCGUGCAAGAGCGAGGCAAAUGGUGGUGAGAAUAAACCGAACGGUCACAUUACUCUAGCUAGUCGAAAACAACUGAGUCAACAAAAUUUUAUCCGUGGCAGUAUUCAGCUGGGAAGAAAUGCUCCAUAAGUGAAUCGAAAACAGUAACGCGACCAUCGUCUGUUUCCCCCUGGGCCGAUUAACAUAAGAUGUCCGAUUCCGAGCGGCCACAGCCAAAUCAGCAGCAGCAGCCGCAGCACAAACAAAACCCAGAACUAAGUUCUACGUCGACUGAAUCUUCGCCAAAGCCUCCUCUCGCUUCCGGUGGUCCCUCUUCUUCAUCGACUUCCGAAUCGUCAGCUCCGGCCAUCAUCGAAACAACCACAGACUACUCGCCGAAUCGAAAGCCACCGCUAGCAGUCGAAGAGGAUACGAACAGCACAGCCAGCAGCAACAUUCCAGCAGUCACAGUUACUGCAAUCGAGAAUCCCCAGCCCGCUCAGCUGACUACGAUUUGCCCAUCUGUUGGCCCCGUAGAAUCAACCGUAACUGCAACAGUUCAUCAAGCUUCACUACCGGCUGCGGCCAUCAUCAUUGAAAGGCAAGUUUCCGUUAGUUCUACCGAAGGCAACAUGUCACACAGUGGCAACGGGGGAUCCGGUUUCCGUAGCUCCUUCAAUGGACGCGUUCCAUUUGCUCGCAUACUUUCCAGCGGCUCUAGCAGUGAUCGGCGCUCCGGGAAUGCCGGUGCUGAAAAUAACCGCUCAAACAUGAGUAUGCUGAAUGAUAUAUUUGCCAUGUUUCAACAAACGCGAUUGGUCACGCAAAGACGCCACAAUUUAUUUCUCCCGGGUGCACAGGCACAUGCAAUCGCAGCAUCUCACAUGCCCGGUACAAGUACCCCUCCAGUUGGCAACCCUAGCGAUGUAGUUAUUGAUCUGGACAAUGGUGUCACCACCGGCCCUUCACCAAGAUCAUCUAAUAAUGAAAUCUAUCCUAUUUCGGCAUCUUCGUCGAUUGCCAGCUUUAUCAGACCAAACUCGUGGAUCCAAAAUAACCCAACUGAAGAUGACGGUCCUGGUGCAGUUCGCGCUUCGGUGAUGCCCAAUUUUAACUACCAUCACCAUCAUCAUCAUUUCCACAAUCACCAGCCACUGUCCUCGAAUAAUCACCAGCAUUUGUCACAACUGCAGCAAUCCGGACCCGGAUCUACCAACCAACCAUCAUCUCUCGGAGCCGCCACAUCCAGUGGUAUUCCCGGGGAACCUUCUAAUGGCCCACAACUAUCCUCACCUACAAACCCUGAUAAUCCUAGCAAUAUCAAUAAUGGCACACGCAGUAACAGUGUCAGCUCCAAUCAACAACCAGCACCAAAUGACGAGGCCGCAGCUCACGAAACCGCCAAUCAAAUCCCAGAAGCUGACGCUAUGAUGAGCGCCAUGAUGGACGCCAUCGCUCGCUACAUUCCACUGCUCUUCAUUCUAGUUACCAAACUGUGUUACGACCAUCUCGAUGGCAUCAUCCAUUUCCUGGCCCUGCUAAUGACCUUCUCUCAUGCAAAUUGGGUGGUGCGCCAGGAAGUUUCAAAACAGGCCCAAAAACGGAUAGUUGUUCUUUUCAGAGAACUUCUCUUUAUAUCCAUAGCACUGGCCGUCGUCGGUUUCGUACUGGAACGGAAAAACAUCUUCCUCAGCAUCCUUUUCAUGCCGGACCUUUCCGAACCGCAAACCCUUAAAUCUCUGCUCUUCUCGGUGUGCAUUUCGGACUUGGUGCUCAAACUUUUGACCAUUUUCGUCAAGCUCCUCAUUACCCUUAUGCCGCCAAGCGUGAUCGAGUACAAAAGUCGAGGCAAAAUCUACCUGAUGACCGAAUCACUUUCGCAGCUGUAUCGAGCAGCCGCACCCAUUCAGCCUUGGCUCAUCUUUCUGUUCGAGUCGUACUCGGGCUCAGAGAAAAUCGUUGGUGUAAUCUUGUCCGCAGUGUACAUGGUAGCCAAAUCGUCCGAUCUGCUCGAUCGGAUCAAGUUUUGCAAACGAUCGGUUAUCAAGCUGCUUCAAAAGACGAGCUACGGUACGAUCCCUUCCAAGGAGCAGCUGCAGGCUUGCGGUGGCCAGUGUCCGAUCUGCCACGACAACUUCAACUCCCCGGUGCUGCUCGAGUGUAACCACAUAUUCUGCGAGCUAUGCGUGGGCACCUGGUUCGAUCGAGAACAAACCUGCCCGCUCUGCCGUGCCAAGAUCGUGGAUGAUCCGUCCUACCGGGACGGGGCGACCACCUUCUUCCUGCAGCUCUACUAGACGGAAUGUGCGAGGUGACGAGGAGAUCAGACUGGAUGUUGUAAAUGUUUGUGUAUAUCGGGGUAAGCUGAACGAGGAGAGCGAUUGCCAAAACAGUUGUCGAAUAAUCGGUAUGUAUGGUUGAUUAUUUUUACCGCAAUUAACUGAACGACGUAAACGUGUGUAGAGUAUCCUAAGUGAUAGAAAGAAAUGUUUGAUAUUUACAAGUUUUAUUUUAUUUUUUCUCUUAAAAUCUAUUAUGAAAUAACAAUUUAUAAGACUAUGAAAAAAAACAAUAUUAACAAAUUACAGUUAAGCAACAAUCUUGAUUUAUGUUGACAAAUGUUUAACAACAGGACGACUACGUCAAAAAUAGGUCGAGUAUUCUGCGGAUGAAUGAGCGUUUUAGAAUGCGUCUUUAUCUGUCUCACUUCUACAAUGGUUUUGUGUUAACGCCGUUAAUAUUCCAAAAAAAUAGGAAUGAAUGUGUAAACAAAGAAGGAGAUGUUUAUGGCAAGUGUUAAUAUACAGUUUAAACAACAAAAGGAAAAACAUCGAUUAAUUUUCAGACAUGGCGAAACUAUUUCUGACUUUUCCGCAACAAAAUCAAGCAUAUUUGACUCGAACGUCUUUUAGAGCUAACUGUUGCAAAACAUAACUAUUGCGAGUAACACAGCAACAUUAAUACAAAAAGUACAGCAAAUAUCUAAUAUAAUCCAUUACGAAUAUAAUCCUUAUUUUAAUUUGAAGAGAAAUAUAACUAGUUUCGAUAUUGUUAGCUA
This is a messenger RNA of Uranotaenia lowii, 3314 nucleotides long. RefSeq names its product E3 ubiquitin-protein ligase RNFT1. Gene Ontology annotation, molecular function: ubiquitin protein ligase activity. Gene Ontology annotation, biological process: positive regulation of ERAD pathway. The record is from RefSeq and is a predicted model, not a curated record. The coding region runs from base 466 to 2553 and encodes 695 amino acids. The transcript is spliced from 4 exons. NCBI's taxonomy places the organism in Eukaryota, Metazoa, Arthropoda, Insecta, Diptera, Culicidae.